UACCAUGAUAAAAACUUGUUCAAAAAUGCCGGUUUUAGCAAAUACAUACUAUAAAUUAUUUAUAGCAAAUAGCAAUAGGUUUUAUGUAAUUUAAUUAAUUAUAUUUUGUCAUUUUGAUUUUUUAAUCUUCUCACUCCUACUUAUUAAAUAGUUUAUACACUUUUUAAUGGUUGAUGUAAGUAAAGAUGAAAAUGAAACUACUAAAUUACCACAGGUUGCAAAAAAAUCAAGUGAUACCAUGGCAUCAGCUGCAUUUUUAACUUGUGUUGCGGCUGGUGCUGGUUUAUUCGCAUUUGCUUCAACUCUGGCAUCAGCUAGAAAAACAGACCCCACCAUGUUUUCUAAAGGUCAAGCUCCUCCGUUGCCCACUGCUGAAUCAGGUGUACAAUUGGCUAUUAGAGCACUAAAAUGGGGAACUUUCUAUGCUGUUGGUGGCUGUGGAUUGUUUUUUUAUGGUGUUUGGAAAAUGAGUGGCGCUAAUGAUAUGCACGAGUUUAGAUUGAAAAUAGGUUCAUUACUCCCAAGGCUUACUCCAACUGUUCACAAUUCUCGUACAGAGUUUGAAGGAUUGACAGAUUUAAUGACAUAUUUGGCUACAGACUAUUCAGGACAAAAUUCAAAAACUAAAAUCAUUAACGACUCAAAUAAUGAGUCUAAAAAUGAAAUACCCAAAAAUUGAUAGAUACAUUGUAAUGUGUAUUACAUUUAUUAAAUAGUUGUUUAAAUAAAAUAAACAAACAAUA
This is a messenger RNA of Aphis gossypii (cotton aphid), 743 nucleotides long. RefSeq names its product transmembrane protein 242. The transcript is spliced from 3 exons. Bases 167 to 679 code for a protein of 170 amino acids. Lineage: Eukaryota; Metazoa; Arthropoda; Insecta; Hemiptera; Aphididae. The record is from RefSeq and is a predicted model, not a curated record.